AUGAAGAUUGGUAUUCUUGUGAAGAUGGUGUCAGCAGCACUGCUCAUGGCUCAUUCUAUCGCUUCCAAGGCUAGUUCUAAGGCUACUACCACUACCAGUGCUAGUGUCACUGCCACUGCGUCUGCCGCUGCCGGCAGCGAAGCCCGAAGCGGUCUACACAGGCAUGGGAAAACACUAUAUAUUUGUGGCGGUUUUCUCAAUCACGAAGACAUAUCAUUAGCUUUGGAAGGUCUUUCAUCCCUCUUCGGACCCGACAGAAAGUCGCUGUCGCAAUUUCCUAGCGGUAGACACCUCGAUAAAGUGGUAUAUACUCACAACACGGCUCAAGCAUAUGUCUGUAGCCGGAAUUACGGAAAGUUUGCUAAUAUCGGGUCGGAGGAUAUCGUUGAAAACGUGAACGGGAUCAGAAAGGAAUGUGGGGGUGUUCUUUCCUCUACUGGGGAGCUCUGGUUCCAGACCUCGAUUAUUGUAUUGGUUUUGGUAGAAUUAAUGAGGCGACUUGCGAGCCCAAGAAUCUCCGAAAAACAUGGGGUAGCAUGGUUGGUUUGGUGUGAUCUACGGCUUCCUUGGUAUCCUCUUAUCUCGAGCUGUCAUAUUGAUCAAAAUGUGGAGGUUUAUCAUUUCUUCGAACAAUGA
Molecule: messenger RNA, 636 nt
Organism: Sclerotinia sclerotiorum 1980 UF-70
Lineage: Eukaryota; Fungi; Ascomycota; Leotiomycetes; Helotiales; Sclerotiniaceae
Exons: 1
Coding region: 1-636 (211 amino acids)
Source: RefSeq, a predicted model, not a curated record